CCCAACUUGAGCGUCUCCCGGACAGGCAGCCAGGGGAGCAGAGCAGAGCGGAGCGAGUGUGUAGUUGUGAGUGUGAAAGCGUGAGACACACACUGAUACACCAAGGAGAUCGGGAGUUUUUGGAGCUGGCGAACGUGGAAGAAAACGAUUACCUUUUAACUCUCUUGGAAUAAUUUGCAUUUCUUGUCUUUUUAAAACUUAUGUGUCUGUACUAGAAGAAGCAUCGGGGGCCCCGAAACAUGAAGUCCUGGGUCGUGUUAUGUUUUUGUUUUUUCCAAACAGCCUGUUCACUGACACAGUUUGCUUCCAUUUCACCUCAGGACCCAGUGCUCACUAUUGGCUCUUCUCUCACGGCGACAUGUGUGGUCAAAGAAGAAUUCAGCCUGGAGGCUAAGACCCUGUUCUGGACGCUGAAUGGGAAGAGGCUGCCCGCUAAGACCUACACCAUCAUGAACAAAACUGCACUCGCUAUCACUCUACAGCAUCUCAACGGCUCACGGCAGCAGUCCGGAGACAACCUUGUGUGCCACAGCACCGAGGGCCACAUCCUGGCAGGCUCCUGCAUUUAUGUGGGCAUGCCACCUGAAAAACCAGUGAACCUGACCUGCUGGUCCCGAAACACCAAAGAUCUCACCUGCAAAUGGAGGCCUGGGGGCGAGGGUGAGACUUUUCUCAAAACCAAAUAUACACUCAAGUAUAAACUACGGUGGUACGGGCGCGAGAAGGAAUGUGACGAUUAUAACCUUGGAGACCCCUACUCUUGCUACAUCCCACGUGACUUGGCUUUAUUCACACCUUACGAGAUUUGGGUGGAGGCCACUAACCGCUUGGGCACGGCCAGUUCUGAUAUCACUACGCUGGACAUCCUUGAUGUAGUGACCACAGACCCUCCAUCAGAUGUUCACGUAAGCAGAGUGGGAGAUCUGGAAGACCAGCUGAUUGUGCGUUGGAGUUCACCUCCGGCCCUUAAGGACUUCUUGUUUCAAGCCAAGUAUCAAAUUCGCUACCGGGUGGAGGAUAGCAUGGAGUGGAAGGUGGUAGAUGAUGUCGGAAACCAAACGUCUUGUCGACUGGCGGGGCUCAAGACUGGGACUGUGUACUUUGUGCAAGUUCGCUGCAAUCCUGUCGGGAUCUAUGGCUCUAAAAAAGCUGGCAUCUGGAGUGACUGGAGCAAUCCCACUGCUGCCUCCACUCCCCGAAGUGAGCGCCUGGGAGACAGUGUCUGCGACCCAAAGAGUGGCGAGCAAAACUCAACCCUGCGCCGGGAGCUUAAGCAGUUUUUUGGGUGGGUUCGCAAGCAUGCCUAUGGCUGCAACGGCAUGAGCAUCAAAUUGUAUGACCAGUGGCGGGUUUGGCUACAGAAGUCCCACAAAACGCGCAACCAGGUAGGUUCUACAAGGAGAUAAAUCCUAGCUGGCCCUUUCCGGGCACCCCAGGGUCAGUCAAAACUUUCCAAUGACUCGUGCCCGGGAGAACAAAGAUGCUAAAAAUCAUUUGCCUUCUACCAGCCAACUGCAGAAUUGGGGCUACCUGUGCCACUACAAGUGACCCUCCGGUGGAGACCCGUCGCCAGAAGGACGCCAGUAAUCAGCCGUCAGUGAACUUUGCAUGAGGUCAUUGGGAGGUUUCCUUUAAAGUAAUUGCAGCUGAUACAGGCUUUGUGCUUUUCUAACACUUGGUUCUUGUUUUUACAGAGUGUAGGUAUUUGGUACAUUGUGCUUCUAUUACUGAUUAAAAAAAAUCGUUCUGGAUUCAAACCUUAA
Erpetoichthys calabaricus (reedfish) is the source of this 1763-nucleotide messenger RNA. It is a transcript of the gene crlf1b, whose product is annotated as cytokine receptor-like factor 1b. Gene Ontology annotation, molecular function: cytokine receptor activity; protein binding. Gene Ontology annotation, cellular component: external side of plasma membrane. The coding region runs from base 240 to 1406 and encodes 388 amino acids. Gene Ontology annotation, biological process: cytokine-mediated signaling pathway. The transcript has 8 exons. Lineage: Eukaryota; Metazoa; Chordata; Cladistia; Polypteriformes; Polypteridae. The record is from RefSeq and is a predicted model, not a curated record.